AUCUUAUUUGGAUAAGUAUGCAUCUAAGCAAGAAAAUGGUAGCAAGAAAACGCCAGUCUGUUCAGAUCAGGGGAACUAAAGAAGCUUCUCUUAGCACAAAUAUGAAUAAAGAAACAGAAACAUGUCCGGUAUGUAGUAAAGAGAAACUUGACGUUCAUCUGAUUGAAAGCAAUAAAUUAAUGGAAAUCAGAGGAUGUGAUUUUUGUGGACUGCGAUAUUUGCAAAUCAAGCACUCUAAGUCUGAGGCAGGUACUAAUAUACAUUGUAUUUAUUGUUACAAGAAUUUCAAUGAUACUAAAAACUUUCAAAAUCAUCUACAGGAUCAUAGUGAUUUUUUAAGGACUUCAUCACUUAACAUAAGUUCUUCAUCCUCAAGUUGGACUACAAAUCAUCAGGAGGCCAGUCCAAGAAAAAGGAGAAGUAUGACACCACAGCCCAGAGAAGAUUCCGAAGGAUUCCAGGUCAAAGAUCAGGAUAAUCCAGAGACUACAAUAGAGGAUGUGGCCGGAGCAAUCUUGACUCUCGGUUCAUCUCUUAAAAUAUCAAACACAGACAUGCGAAAUGUGGAAAACUGGACUUUUAGAUCAUCAAAAACUGCCAGGUUAAGUAAAACUUCUAAAUUGUCAAGAAGUACCAGCGAAAAUAAGACAUCUAGAUUAUCUAGAGCUGACACUGUAUUGAUAGGUGAUUGUACUGCCAAUGAAAACCAGCCUCUUGGAAGAAUAUCUAGAGCUGCAAGUGAAAACCAGGUGACUAGGUUAUCUAGAGCUGACACUAUAGUGAUUGAACCACAGAUUCAGAUCAGUGACCAAAGCUUAUGUAGUCAAACAGGAUGCAAUGCGAACAAGGAGAAUACUACAAGAAAGACUAGAUCUGCAACUCUAGCAUCAGGCAACUCUUUAGACCUUUCAUCUUUUCUGCUCCCUGAUUCACGACCAACCAGACAAGAUUCUAAUGCAAGCAAUUCCACCACUAUUUUAUCAGAUGAAGAAACUUUGCCUGGAGAGAGUAGUCUGAAAAAAGAUGAUACUAUUGUAUUGGAGGUGUCAGAUAAUGAAGGUAAUGUUUCAAGUCAGUUUUUAAUGACAUUACCUACCUGGGAGAAAAUGUCUGACCUUGAUUUAAAUAAACUUUGCCAAGAUGUUCUAAACUCUAAAAAGUCCUCUGUUGGGAGGUUAGCUAGCGACGAUACAAUAGAUCGUAUCUUACCUGGAUUCAGCAUGUCCAUCAUUAACCUUCUUCAGGAAGAUGAUAUGAUUAUUGUUGGUGACCAAAACCAAGGAAAGUCAAUUCAGAUUCGUAGAAUUCCCAGUGGGUCUAGUCCAGCUAAUGAAUCAAACAUCACUCAAGAACUUCCAGUAAACAAUGAACAAGAUAGCUUAGUAAAACCUCAAAAGAAGAUCUCAAAACAGGCUGAAGAAGUAAAUCCUGGAAAAUUGACUGGACUGAGGAAAAAUCGUCGAAAAGGUAAAUCAUUGAGAAACGAGGGACCGGCCAUUAGAAAGCGAGGUAGACACGUGGAAAGAGAAACACACACCUGCUCGGUAUGUGGUAAGGUGUUUAGCCGGCGAUAUAAUUUGAAAGUUCACAAAUACAUCCAUACAGAGCAAAAAGACUUGGAGUGUCAGUAUUGCCAUCAGCAGUUUAAACAUGACAGUCUUCUUCGUAAUCAUAUGCGCAUUAAGCACACCCGCAACAAGCCGUUUACAUGCGAGACUUGUGGGCAGGGCUUUAUUCACAAUAACUAUCUGCAGAGACACAUGCUGCUUCAUGCUGGGGACAUCUGUAAAUGCUGUGAUGAAAAGUUUGAGUCGCGUCGCCAAUUGAAUGUCCAUGUGAAAAAAGUUCAUGUGGAAUCCAAUUCCACCAAACAUUGCAGGAAGUGCAAAAUGAACUUUGUUUCUUUGUUGGAGCUUACUAGACAUUUGCUAGGGAUGAAAGAUACUGUAUAAAAUUGUACUUUUGCUGUAUCAAACAAUUUGAGAGUAUUGUUGGAACAUUACAUGCUUUUUAUAAGACCUGGAUGUAAAUGGGCAGUUUAUCAGUACAGAGAUUCAAAAGAAUUCAAAAGAAAUGUGUUUAAAUGCGCAUGUACCUCUAUGUACAUGUAUUGCACAAUGCAGUUUAGCAGAUGUUGAUAUAUAAAAUCCAAGUUAGAGAAAUGUUGGAAGCAUUUUUAAGAUCUAUUGGCAGUGUUGUGAAAGAUACUGUGGUUGUCAUUCCAUAUUUUUAUGGCACAAAUUAUGACACGAUUUGACAGGAUUAUGGGUAAUUAAAGAAAGGACAAUUUCAACAAUGCUUUUUCCCUUUUGAUGAUAGUCUCAAUUGUUAAGAUGUAAACAUGCAUAAGAAAAGUUUCUUUGAAAAAUAACAUCAAAAAAUUUUGAGAGAAGAAAAAUAUCAAUUUUUUCUGUAAUUUUUAAUCAUAUAUUUCAUUUACCACAGAUUUUGUGAAAUGUACAGAUAUUUUUUUUUAUUUUGAAUGUAUUUUUUAUAAAUAUUUAGCAUUUUUGUGCUUU
This is a messenger RNA of Saccostrea echinata, 2519 nucleotides long. Its product is annotated as zinc finger protein 836-like. Gene Ontology annotation, cellular component: nucleus. The record is from RefSeq and is a predicted model, not a curated record. The transcript has a single exon. The coding region runs from base 18 to 1952 and encodes 644 amino acids. NCBI's taxonomy places the organism in Eukaryota, Metazoa, Mollusca, Bivalvia, Ostreida, Ostreidae.